AGUGGCAUUGUCAUCAUCAUCGUGCUCACGAUGGCGCAUAGCGCAUUAAAAAGCUUGUGCGUGUAAACGACAAAAAAACUGAAGUCUUCUUGUGCAUAGCAAGCUCGGGUGAAGCCAAGGGGACGACGAGAUGGACUUCCAACAUCGUCCCGGUGGUAAGACCGGCUCCGGAGGCGUCGCGUCGUGGUCCGAGUCCAACAGAGACCGGAGGGAGCGGCUACGACAGCUUGCCCUCGAAACUAUCGACCUUCAGAAGGACCCCUACUUCAUGAAAAAUCACUUGGGUUCUUAUGAAUGUAAACUGUGCCUGACAUUGCACAAUAACGAAGGCAGUUACCUGGCCCACACGCAAGGCAAAAAGCACCAAGCCAAUCUUGCGCGCCGAGCAGCCAAGGAAGCCAAGGACUCUCCUAUCCAGCCCGCACCAGCGAAGCCUCGUGUCGACAUCAAGAAAUUUGUAAAGAUUGGACGACCAGGCUACAGGGUCACCAAGCAAAGGGAUGGCGACACUGGGCAGCAGUCCUUGCUGUUUCAAGUGGACUACCCUGAAGUGAAUGACAACGUGGUGCCUCGGCAUCGAUUCAUGUCGGCCUACGAACAGAAGGUGGAGCCGCCAGACAAGAAGUGGCAGUAUCUGCUUUUCGCUGCUGAGCCCUAUGAAACCAUCGCCUUUAAGGUGCCAAGUAGAGAAGUGGACAAGUCCGAGGGCAGGUUCUGGACUCUCUGGAAUCGAGACAGCAAGCAGUUUUUCCUGCAGUUCAGCUUCAAGUUGGAAGCCAAGCCAAAGCUUCCGACCCUCACCGGUCACGGCUUGCCAAGUCUUGCACCGCCACCUCCCCCGCCGCCACCUUCUUUGGGAGGCAACUAGCUUGGAAGCCAUGGAAUAAAUAUGGCAUUCUCAUUAAUUU
This is a messenger RNA of Rhipicephalus microplus (southern cattle tick), 908 nucleotides long. RefSeq names its product splicing factor 3a subunit 2 (gene Sf3a2). Gene Ontology annotation, molecular function: zinc ion binding; nucleic acid binding. The record is from RefSeq and is a predicted model, not a curated record. Gene Ontology annotation, biological process: spliceosomal complex assembly. Lineage: Eukaryota; Metazoa; Arthropoda; Arachnida; Ixodida; Ixodidae. Gene Ontology annotation, cellular component: U2-type prespliceosome; U2 snRNP; nucleus.